ACUCAACGAUAUGUCAGACGUCAGGAAGCAGGUUAGGUUUUAGUAUUAAAAUUACGUUUCCACGCUUCUUGCCGAGUGUCGGUGAGUACUGUUUCGAUCGCUAGGUUGGAAUAUCGCAAAACUGACAUUUUGGCGAAAAAUAAUAUUUGUCAGUCACCCGUCAUGAAUGAAUAUACUUUGGCAAUAUUUCCGUGUUACGUAUAAACAUCGUCGCGAAUGUCUCAAUUUUCUCGACUCGAUUUUUACUGAGCUACAACGGCCGAUUGAUUGAAUUUGUCAUCAAAGUUUUAUCAAAUAUACUCUAGAAAUAUAUUUUUCCAAUUUUAUAUAUAUAUAUUGUGCAUCAUACAAAGUGAAAAAUGUCGACAACGAUAUUUGCAACACAGAGAGUCACGCAUAAGUGGUUUCACUUUUGUUAUGGAAAAUUCUUAUAUCAACAAGCGACUACGAGGCUCUGCGUCCAAAGUGCAGCGCAAUACUGCAUUUCCGUAAAAGACAAAAAUAAACAUAUAUCUAAAGAUUUUGAGUAUGAAGAUAUUACCAAUAAAAAUGAUGUGUACAGAGACAGUAGAUUAAAAGAUGUAACAGAGGAAGUUGCUGAUAACAAGGGGAGAAAAACUGAUAAGUUUAGAGGAGUUCAGAGGUUUAAUACUGAGUCUCUUACUCUAAAAAAGAUAGAACGAGAUUACCCGCAAGCGAAAGGCUCCUUAAAGAACAUUUACGCAUUAGUCAGUCAGGAAAUUAAAGAUCACACAUCAAUUCUAACUUCGAGCAGCAAGCAGGUUAAAAGAAACUGGGAAAUUACUUUCAAUGUCAAGUGGCCGGAAGCUAUGUCUUUUACUGGAAUUAGCACAAACAAAACAGCAGCGUCUAAGCAAGCAGCCUUAAAGUGCUUACUAUGGCUAGAGACGAACGGCAAACUGAGAAAUGGCAAACCGAUUAUCUACAGCAGAGAAGAGAUGAAGGAGAAACAAUUACAACCCAUUAAAUUAAGUGUCACUUCAGACAUCUUGGAUAAAAUGGUGGACCUGAUCGAGACUUACGAAUCGGAGGUAGAGAACAUAGUGACAUCGGAGGAAGUCGCCACUUUUCACAGUUCGUUUAAGUUAUCUCCCUUAACGCCGAUCCAUCCGAUCCUUGUGAGGCCAGAGACGAUCACAGACCAGUGCGACAAGCAGACUCGCAACAAAAUGUUGCAGGAAAGGCUGCAAAAGGAAAGGCCCACCAACACCUCCCUACCAAUUUUUGAAUUUAGGGACGAGAUUCUUAGCAAGUUGCAGGACAAUCGAGUUCUGUUGAUAGAAGGCGACACGGGGUGCGGCAAGACCACCCAAGUUCCCCAGUUCAUAAUAGACAGUUUCGCGCAGACCGGGAACGCCAGCGACUGCAACAUACUGGUGUCGCAGCCGCGCAGGAUCUCGGCGAUCACGCUGGCAGAUCGCAUUGCGUACGAGAGGAACGAGCGUGUCGGAGACGUUGUCGGCUUUCACGUGAGACUGGAGCAAAAGCUGCCGAGGGGUUUCGGCGGGAUCCUCUUUUGCACCACGGGUAUACUGCUGAAGAAAUUGCAGACCAAUCCCGGCCUAUUGGGGUGCUCGCACGUGAUCCUCGACGAGGCGCACGAGCGCCACAUUGACAUCGAUAUGCUGAUGAUCCUGUUGAAGCGAGCCCUGACGCUGAAUCCCCAUCUGCACGUCCUGGUCAUGUCGGCGACGAUAAACGCGCACCUGUUCCAACGGUACUUCGAUUGUCGAAGCGUCAAGGUGCCCGGCAGAUUGCAUUCCGUGCAGAUGCACUUCAUGGAGGACAUCAUGAGACUGCCGAAUAUCCACAAGUACCAGUACGGCUACACGGAGAGAAGGAAUUACGAGGGAGCGGACAAGAUCCGAGUCGAUUACGAGAAAGUAGCACAAAUUAUAGGAUGGAUUUGCGAGAACAAGCCGCCCGGUGCUAUCUUGUGCUUCCUGCCGGGAUGGAACGAGAUCACGAACGUGCAGAAUAUACUGAAACAUUCAUUAGACAGCAAUCAGCUCAUUCUGCCAAUUCACUCGAAAAUGUCGCACAACGAGCAACGCAAGAUCUUCGAAAGUACACCCCAGAACAUACGGAAAAUUAUCUUGGCCACGGAUAUUGCGGAAACUGGCAUCACCGUGAGCGACGUUGUUUACGUGGUGGAUUCCGCGAUACGUAAAGAACUGCGAUGGGACGACAAUAAGGAUUUACCGUACAUAAGUAAUCAUUGGGUCUCUCAGGCGAACAUUCGACAGAGAAAAGGAAGGGCCGGCCGCGUUAAGCCCGGGGAGAGUUAUCAUUUAAUUACGAAAGAGCGGUACAAAAAUUUGGAGCCAUAUGCGCUGCCGCAGAUACUGUGCAGUCCAUUGGAGAAGGUGGUUCUCGACAGCAAAGUGUACACAGAUAGCAAGGCGGAAGAGUUUCUGAGCGGACUGAUCGAGCCGCCAAGUCGGACUGCAAUACAGAAGGCGGCCAGGUAUCUAAUAGAUCUCGGCGUUCUCGACGAUCAGGAGAACCUCACCGCUUUAGGCAAACGAAUAGCAAUGUUCUCGACGCAUCCCAAGAUCAGCAAAGCGUUAGUGUAUUCUACUAUCUUCAACUGCAUACAUCCUGUUACAACGAUAGCUGGAAUUUUCUCCGGCGAGGAUAAUCUCUUUACUGGCAUAUUAGACAAUAAGUCUGUAGUCAGGGGAAAUAAAAGGUUGUUUCAUCCAUCCAGCGAUCACAUCUCGUUAGUAUGGAUAUUUAAGCAGUGGCUCGAAUACGACGGGCACGAUUUGCAGACGGUGUUAACCUUCUGUAAGCAAAUGAAGCUUCGACCGGCCCGAAUGGGAAUACUGAAACAGAUACGAGACACGUUGCUCCAACAGCUGAUGCAGUGUCACAUGUUCUCUGAUGAUAUGACAUGCAAUACUUACAAGAGUUUCGACGAGUUAAACAAGUACGAGGAAAACGACGAGCUGGUACAGGCUCUGCUGUACUUCGCCACGCAGCAGCUGAUAGAGAACAAGCAAAUGGGAUUCAAGAAUGGAGUCCCGAGGAAAAUGAAUCAUCUUCAAACGCAUGGUCGUGCGCGGGCCAUGAUUUCGGGAGAGAGCGUGAAUUACAAUCGGAAAUUCUGGCCAAGCCCGUUCAUGACGUAUCUUCACAGCGCGCACUGUGAAACCAGACGCAGCACGGUGAUUCGCGAAUCGAGCAUGAUAUCACCUCUGUCAGUAUUACUCUUCAGCCAGGGAGAGACUCGAUGUCAGGAGUUGAGUGAUGACAACGUGAAGAUCACGUUGUACGCCAAUAAGCGGCAGACUUUGAGGUUUUCUUGCAACAAGGAAACCGCCGACGUGCUCUUAAACUUUAGGGACAUUAUGUGGUCUAUAGUACAGUUCUCGUUGAAGAGGCAGGGGAUCAUCGGAUAUGCUACAGAUCUCGAUACGCAGCAAGUAUUUCAGUACAAAAAUAAGCUUCUCGAUACCCUCUCAGAAACACUGUACGAGGCCAGUAAACCCAUACAAGAGGCUGAUUGCCAAAAAGAUGACAAGAAAAAAUCGUCUUGAAUGAGUAUGGAUAUAACUAAUGUAUAAUGAAUGUACAUAAUAGUAUCCAAAGUUUUUUAAGUAACGCUGUCUCGAACGACAUAGAAUUAUUGUAUAAUUUACGCUGGUUGUUAAAUACAUACACGUAAAAAUACGUAAAAG
Messenger RNA from Ooceraea biroi (clonal raider ant), 3704 nucleotides. RefSeq names its product ATP-dependent RNA helicase DHX30. Gene Ontology annotation, cellular component: intracellular anatomical structure; cytoplasm; nucleus. The record is from RefSeq and is a predicted model, not a curated record. Lineage: Eukaryota; Metazoa; Arthropoda; Insecta; Hymenoptera; Formicidae. Gene Ontology annotation, molecular function: ATP binding; DNA helicase activity; G-quadruplex RNA binding.